AUAAGUCACUAACUCAGCCAUUCACAACCGACAAUGGCAAAACCUUGUUUGGCUUAUUUCUCUGUCGCUUUUCUUCUUCUAGUUGUAUUCACUUUGUCGUCGGCACAAACCCCAGAUUCCUCAAUCUACGACUCUUUCCUUAGCUGCCUCACACAACGCACGAACUCCUCAACCCAACUCUCCAACAUAGUCUUCGCCCAAACCAACCCUUCCUUCCCCACCGUCCUCCAAAACUACAUCCGAAACGCGCGUUUCAACACUUCCCAAACGCGAAAGCCGUUACUCAUCGUCACUCCCCUCCGAGAGUCGCAUGUGCAGGGCGCUGUAAUAUGCGCCAAAAGCGUCAAAGUUCAACUCAAAAUCAGGAGUGGAGGUCAUGAUUACGAGGGUAUAUCCUACAUCUCGGAUGAGCCCUUUAUCAUCCUCGACUUGUUCAACCUUCGCGCAAUCACGGUGGACAUAAAAAACGAGGUUGCAGUGGUCCAGGCUGGUGCCACGCUGGGAGAGGUUUACUAUAGGAUCUGGGAGAAGAGUAAAGUUCAUGGCUUUCCUGCUGGGGUGUGUCCCACUGUCGGUGUCGGUGGGCAUUUCAGUGGAGGAGGGUAUGGUAACAUGAUGAGAAAAUAUGGCUUAUCUGUCGAUAAUGUGAUUGACGCUGAAAUUGUCGAUGUGGAAGGAAAUGUUCUUGAUAGAAAAUCCAUGGGGGAGGAUCUCUUCUGGGCUAUUAGAGGAGGUGGGGGAGGGAGUUUCGGUGUCAUAUUAUCGUUUACUAUAAAGCUAGUUCCGGUGCCUGAAACGGUUACCGUCUUCCGUGUUGAGAAGACUUUGGAAACGAAUGUGACUGCAACUGACCUCGUGGUGCAGUGGCAGCAGGUGGCGCCAAAUACUGACGACAGGCUUUUCCUGAGGCUCUUAUUGCAGCCAGUGAGUUCCAAGGUUGUGAAGGGGACCAAAACCGUAAGAGCCUCGGUUGUGGCCUUGUUUCUGGGAGGGGCUGAUGAGGUUGUGUCGAUUUUGGAGAAGGAGUUUCCACUUCUUGGAUUGAAGAAGGAGAAUUGUACCGAGGUGAGUUGGAUUGAUUCUGUUCUGUGGUGGAACGAUGAUGAGAGUUUGAAAAACGGUGACAAACCCGAGACCCUACUGGAUCGGAAUCUGAACUCUGCUGGUUUUCUGAAAAGAAAAUCCGAUUAUGUUGUGAAAGCCAUUUCAAGAGACGGGUUGGAAUGGAUAUUCAAGAGGAUGAUCGAGUUGGGAAAAACGGGGUUUGUUUUCAACCCUUACGGAGGGAAAAUGGGAGAGAUUGCUUCUGAUGCGACACCGUUUCCUCACCGGAAGGGGAACCUCUUCAAGAUUCAGUAUUCUGUGAACUGGGACGAUCCUUCAACUGGUGCGGCUCAGAAUUUCACGAAUCAGGCUAAGAGGCUUUACAGUUACAUGACCCCUUUUGUGUCUAGCAAUCCCAGAAGAGCUUUUUUGAAUUAUAGAGACCUUGAUAUCGGAGUGAACAACUUCGGUGAGAAUAGCUUUCAAGAAGGACAGGUUUAUGGGAGCAAGUACUUCAAUCAGAAUUUGAAGAGGCUCGUGAACAUUAAGACCAAAGUGGAUCCUGAAAACUUUUUCAGGAAUGAACAGAGUGUUCCUGUACUUAUGAGCAGAGCAUAGGGAAUCAUACACUGAAGAAUAUCUGUAAGAUUUUAGUUUUAACUUUUGUUCCUGUAGUUCUAUUCCAAUGGUUGCCAUACAUUGCCCAUUAUUGAUUCUAUUAUACAUCAUUGAAUUUCAGAGCUUUCAUUUACGA
Molecule: messenger RNA, 1798 nt
Organism: Vigna angularis (adzuki bean)
Lineage: Eukaryota; Viridiplantae; Streptophyta; Magnoliopsida; Fabales; Fabaceae
Product: berberine bridge enzyme-like 21
Exons: 1
Coding region: 34-1662 (542 amino acids)
Molecular function (GO): FAD binding; oxidoreductase activity
Source: RefSeq, a predicted model, not a curated record